This is a messenger RNA of Periophthalmus magnuspinnatus, 1941 nucleotides long. RefSeq names its product tripartite motif-containing protein 16-like. Gene Ontology annotation, molecular function: protein binding; zinc ion binding. NCBI's taxonomy places the organism in Eukaryota, Metazoa, Chordata, Actinopteri, Gobiiformes, Gobiidae. Bases 33 to 1757 code for a protein of 574 amino acids. The transcript has 6 exons. The record is from RefSeq and is a predicted model, not a curated record.
UCGAAACUAACACAAAUUUAAUCGGAGAGAAAAUGGCUUCAAACUAUGAAGAGCGUUUCACGUGCUCUAUUUGCCUUCAGCUCAUGGAAGAUCCCGUGACCAUCGGCUGUGGGCACAACUUCUGUAUGAGCUGCAUUAAUAAGUAUUGGGACAAAAAGUUUGCUGAACGGGCCGCGUGCAUUUGUCCCCACUGCAGACAGACCUUUACACCGAGGCCUACGCUCUUCAGAAACGCACUUCUGGCCGAGCUGUUGGAGGAGCACAAGAAAACUCAGGAGUCUGGUGCCUCUGAUGGAGACAUGGAUGGGGAGGGGGGCGUUGGAGACAUGGACGGGGUGGGGGGCGCUGGAGACAUGGACGGGAUGGUGCUCUGUGACGUUUGCACUGGGACAAAGCGCAGUGCGUGUAAGUUCUGUCUCGCCUGUCUAGUCUCUUACUGCCAGAUACAUAUAAAGCCUCAUUUUGAAGUCGCCCCUCUCCAAAAACACAAGUUGGUUGAAGCUUCAGUGAAUAACCAGCAGGUCAUAUGUGCGCGCCACCACAGACUGUUGGAGCUGUACUGCCGCACUGAGCGCGUGUUCAUCUGUGCACUGUGCGUGGUACAAGGCCAUCAGAGCCAUGACACUGCUGCUGUCACUGAGGAGAUGAAAGCAGCACAGAUGAAAAUAAAAAGAAACAGAGACAUGAUCAAGGACAGAGUUAAAGAUUCAGAGACAAGAAUGACUGAACUGAGAGAGGCCACGAAAUCUAUAAAAGACACUGCUUGGGAGAUCUGCGAUGAAUUUGACCGCCUUUGUCAAGAAAACAUUCGCUUGUAUGUCACCGCCAUGGAGAAGAGGAGCGCUGAUGUGAGAGAGAGAGUUGGAAAAGCAGAAAAGGCCGGACUAGACUGGGCAAACUCUCAGCUCAGACAUUUGAGAUCUGAGGUGGAUGUGCUGAAGAGGAGAGACGAACAACUCCAACAGCUUUUACAAACCAAAGAACCCAUGCAGAUUAUACAGGGUUUCCAAGCUCUUGAUGUCCUUCCAGCAGAAACUAAUGUUCACACAAGUACUGAAAAACUGACUGAGUUUGUCAGUAAUCAAAAGCAAAAGCUGAAAAAUGUUUGCAAAACUGAAAUGGAAGAAUUACACAAUAACCUCACACAAUACUCAGUAAUAGGAUUAUUUGUGCCCAAGAUUAAAGACGUAAUCACAUUGAGAGACUAUCUUGUGUCUAAAUACAAAAAUUGCAAACUGGAGUUAAAUCCCAACACCGUUGCUGCUUGUCUUUCAUUGUCCUCCUCAAACAGAGAGCUGUCAUGGGGCGGCAAUGACCAGGGACAUCCUCACCACAGAGACAGAUUCACCUACUAUCCCCAGGCCUUGUGCAAAGGGGGGCUGAAGAAUAACGCGUACUGGGAGGUGGAGUGGGACGGAGGCAUCGUGGAAGUGGCUGUUUCAUAUAAAGGCAUUGGUAGAAAGGGUUCUGGAAAUGACUGUUGUUUUGGCCACAACAGUCUGUCAUGGAAGCUAAUCUGCAGUUCAUCUGGGUGCAAGUUUUGGCACAAUAAACUUGAAAAAGCUCUGAUUCCACCAGUAAGCUCUCGUAAAGUAGCUGUACACCUCGUAUAUCAAGAGGGCAUCCUGAGCUUCUACGGUGUCAAUACAAACAAUGAGUUGACACUUCUGUAUAAAACUCAAGUCGUCUUUACUGAGCCUCUGUAUCCUGGGUUCAGUGUUGAUUUGGGCUCAAGUCUGAAAAUUUGCACCAUUUAAGAAAAUCACGUCAGAGCUGGCACCUGCUUUAUGUUUUGAUUUGUUCAUAUUGUGAUGUUAAAGUCUUUCUCAUUCUGUAAAUCACUUUGAAUUACUAAACCUUGCCUUGUCUUUAGAAUUCUUAGAAAAGCAAAACAACAAAGGGGUUAUUUUUUAUCUUAAAAAUAUUUACUUUCAACAAAAC